Effrenium voratum is the source of this 1197-nucleotide messenger RNA. The record is from the annotation of a GenBank genome assembly. NCBI's taxonomy places the organism in Eukaryota, Dinophyceae, Suessiales, Symbiodiniaceae.
UGCUUUUGGUCCAGAGCUUGGGAUCGGAGUUUCCGCCUGUGCCUCUCGCGCCAUGUGCCUCUGGCGCCGGCCAAGACACCGAUGCAGGCCUUCACUUCCAGCUCUGCAGCCACUUGGCCUGGCAAGCCAAGCAUCGGGCUGCCGUGGCUGGCCCGGCCAUUGGCAAGCUCAGUCACAUCUGUGUCUGUCACAGCCUCGGUCUUCGGGCAGGCUGCUGCUCUGGGCCGCUGCCUGUGUGGCCCUCCGCCUCUCCACGCGAGAGGCUGGCAGCUGCUACACGCCGCCAGCUUCAGAGAUCGAGGUCCUUAGCAGACGGGGCCUCGCCAUUGGGGCAGCUGCUGCGGCCAGCCUGGACGUGUUGCCCGCAAGGGCAAUCCUUGGGCUCUUCGAAGGCCCCAAGGUGGUGCCAUAUACGAUGCCUGGCGUGUUCAACAUCUCGAUGCCGCCAGACUAUGUGCUGAAGAAGUCCGCGCCUGGGCUUCUGGCGUGGCAAGGGGAUCGAAUCCAGCCAGUGGAGGUCAUGACCGCCAAGUCCAAGGCCGUAGACUUUGCCAGCCUUGCGGAGGCCCUUGGGUCGAACGCCACAGAGGUGGGUGAGCGGAUGGCCAAAGUCCGGCCUGCAGUUCGGGUGAACAGCACUACGGAAGCCACACUUGUGGAGGCGCUGGUUGACCCCGCUGGGUCAGGCCUGGACAUCUACCAGUUCGAGUGGAUCAGCGACUUCAUCCAUGAGCUGAAGCUAUAUGCCCUGGUGAAGGGUGAGGGCAAGAACUACUUGUGCAGCGUGAACUUGCGGACAGCUGCGCUUCUCUGGGAAGAUCGGCAGGAGCUCUUCCGAUCCAUCAUGGCGUCCUUCGCCCCGCUGGAAACGCAGCCGAAGCGAGAGGCAGCCGCUGCGGCCCCCGCCUAGCCUCCGUUGGUGGCGGAACUGUGUCACUCGGGGCAACACUCCAACCGACGCCAGGAGCGCUUGCAAUGCGAAAGUCUUCGAGAAGCCUUGGGGACUUACCAGUUGUUCUUUCUGUGUGCGUGUUGUGCAGCUCCAAGCCACGGAUGCAAGAACGUAGUGGCUCUGGUGGUUGGUUCAGAGAUACGGUGAAUUGCCAGUUCCCUAUGAUUUCGGCGUUAGGCCAUAGACAAGCAUGCAGUUUUCACGCUGACAAUUUUCAUGUACAGAAUGUAAAGAUGCUUGCAGCG